CUCCACUGGGGCGCGGCCGCGGCUCCCCAGGCUCCACGCCGCGCCCGGGCGCACACGCGCGCCCUGACCGCGGAGGCUCCCUGCCCUCGCGCAACUGUCAGGCGGCGCGGGCCGGCUCACACUGGCGCGGCGACACGCCGAGGCUCCUCCCCGAGUCUGGAUCUUUAUAUUUUGGGAGAAUUUCUUUGAACUCAGUUAGCGAGCGCCGUGGAGGAGGCAAGUUCCCACCGCCGGCCGCGCGGACGGAGGGCGCGUGGGGCGCCGCGAGGGCUCGCCCACCUUCCCGCGCUGCAGUGCCCAGGCUGUCCCUCUGUGCCCUCCAGAGAACCGAGCGACUUGGCUGAGGGCGAUGCCAGUGAUCUGGAUGUGACCGUGACAAGCGAACGUGCGACUGGAGGAGGCAGAAGGGGAUGAAGAAAAGCAUUAUUUGGAGAGAAGAAUAAACCAGCUACUCCAGCCCUUUCUGCAAAUUGGUGCUAUUACUUCUGGGGUCCAUUUGCUUUUAUUCUUCUGAACCCCCAAUUAGGAAAUCUUGACUUGAGGGCCACGAGACGGCCCCCCUGCAGCGGGGGAGGGGCGGGGGCGCGUCUGGGCCGCAGAUCUUUUGGAUGUAGCAUCAGCGAGACAUUUACGCGCUCUCCUCUGCAAAAGCCACCAUGAAUUCAGUAGCUGGGAAUAAAGAGAGGCUUGCGGUCUCCAGCAGGGGCAAGAAAUACGGGGUGAACGAAGGCUGCUCGCCCACCAACCCCGCGGCGCCCUUCUCCCCCGAAAGCUGGUAUCGGAAAGCCUACGAAGAGUCGCGCGCGGGGAGCCGGCCCACCCCCGAGGGCGCGGGCUCGGCGCUCGGCUCGUCGGGGACCCCGUCUCCCGGCUCGGGCACCUCAUCCCCGAGCUCCUUCACUGGCUCUCCGGGGCCCGCGUCCCCGGGCAUCGGCACCAGCUCCCCGGGCUCCCUGGGCGGCUCGCCGGGCUUCGGCACGGGCUCCCCCGGCUCCGGGAGCGGCGGCGGCUCCUCCCCCGGCUCGGACCGUGGCGUCUGGUGCGAGAACUGCAACGCCCGACUGGUGGAGCUGAAGAGGCAGGCACUCAAGCUGCUUCUCCCGGGGCCCUUCCCUGGCAAGGACCCUGCUUUCUCCGCUGUGAUUCAUGAGAAACUCCAGGUCCCCAACACCAUCCGAAAGGCCUGGAAUGACCGAGAUAACCGCUGUGACAUUUGUGCCACACACCUGAACCAGCUGAAGCAGGAAGCCAUCCAGAUGGUGCUGACGUUGGAGCAGGCAGCUGGCAGUGAGCACUACAGUGCCUCACCUGGAUCACCCCCUCCGCUGUCCAACAUGCCCACCCUGGUAGGGUCCCGGCACGUGAGUGGUGGGCUCCAGCAGCCCAGGGAUUGGGCCUUUGUGCCUGCCGCCUAUGCCACCUCCAACUACACAGGCCUUGUCAACAAGCACAGCAGCAAACCCAGCAGCCUUGGAGUCAGCAAUGGGGCAGAAAAAAAGAGUGGGUCCCCCACCCACCAGCCCAAGGUCAGCCUCCAGAUGGCCACCAGUCCCAGCAAUGGGAAUAUCCCCAAUGCUGUGGCCAUUCAGGCCCACCAAUACCUGGAUGGCACCUGGUCUCUUUCAAGAACCAAUGGAGUCACGCUGUAUCCCUACCAGAUCUCCCAGCUGAUGACCGAGAGUGUCCGCGAGGGACUGACGGAGGUGGCGCUGAACCGCUACAAUGCAGACAAGCCUGCGGCCUGCGGUGUCCCAGCCUCGCAGGGCUCCUGUGUGGCCAGUGAGAGCUCCACGGGGACCUCGGUGGCCGCGUCCUUCUUCGCACGAGCUGCCCAGAAGUUAAAUCUGUCUUCCAAAAAGAAGAAGCAUAGACCUUCCACUUCUUCUGUUUUGGAAACACCGCUCUUUGCUACCAGCUUCAGUGGGAUUCUGCAGGCCUCCCCUCCCCCGGCCCCGCCCUGUCUGCUGAGGGCCAUCAACAAGGUGAAGGACACGCCAGGCCUGGGCAAGGUCAAAGUCAUGCUUCGAAUUUGUUCCACUUUGGCUCGUGAUACCUCAGAAUCCAGCUCUUUCUUAAAGGUGGACCCACGGAAGAAGCAGAUCACCUUGUAUGACCCCCUGACUUGUGGAGGUCAAAAUGCCUUUCAGAAAAGAAGUAACCAGGUUCCUCCUAAGAUGUUUGCCUUUGAUGCAGUUUUUCCACAGGAUGCUUCUCAGGCUGAAGUGUGCGCUGGGACCGUGGCAGAGGUGAUCCAGUCUGUGGUCAACGGAGCGGAUGGCUGUGUGUUCUGUUUUGGCCAUGCCAAGCUGGGAAAAUCGUAUACCAUGAUUGGGAAGGAUGAUUCCAUGCAGAACCUGGGCAUCAUUCCCUGCGCCAUCUCUUGGCUCUUCAAACUGAUCAAUGAACGGAAAGAAAAGACCGGGGCCCGUUUCUCAGUCCGGAUCUCAGCCGUGGAGGUGUGGGGGAAAGAAGAGAACCUGCGGGACCUGCUGUCUGAGGUGGCCACGGGCAGCCUGCAGGAUGGCCAGUCCCCAGGCGUGUACCUCUGUGAAGACCCCAUCUGUGGCACACAGCUUCAGAACCAGAGCGAGCUGCGGGCUCCCACUGCAGAGAAGGCUGCCUUUUUCCUGGACGCUGCCAUUGCCUCUCGUAGGAGCAACCAGCAGGACUGCGACGAAGAUGACCACCGCAACUCCCACAUGCUCUUCACACUGCACAUCUACCAGUACCGGAUGGAGAAGACUGGGAAAGGCGGAAUGUCUGGAGGUCGCAGCCGCCUGCAUCUCAUUGAUCUCGGCAGCUGUGUGAAAGCUCUUAGCAAAAAUCGAGAAGGAGGCACAGGGCUGUGCCUCUCACUGUCUGCUCUGGGCAAUGUUAUCCUGGCUCUCGUCAAUGGCAGCAAACACAUCCCCUACAAAGAGAGCAAGCUCACCAUGCUGCUGCGAGAGUCUCUGGGGAACAUGAACUGUCGCACCACCAUGAUUGCUCACAUCUCUGCCGCGGCCGGGAGCUAUGCGGAAACCCUGUCCACCCUCCAGAUCGCAUCGAGGGUCUUAAGGAUGAAGAAGAAGAAGACGAAGUACACAUCCAGCUCCUCUGGCGGAGAAAGCUCCUGUGAAGAAGGCAGGAUGCGCAGGCCCACUCAGCUGAGGCCCUUCCACACCAGGGCCACGGUGGACCCAGACUUCCCCAGCCCUCACCUGCCCAGCGACCCCGACUACUCCUCCAGCAGUGAGCAGUCCUGUGACACAGUCAUCUACAUUGGGCCCAACGGCACAGCCCUGUCCGACAAGGAGCUCACCGACAAUGAGGGUCCCCCAGACUUCGUCCCCAUUGUGCCAGCGCUGCAGAGGACCAGAACUGACAGCCGGCCUGUGGAGGCCGGAGAGGCAGCGGCUAGCAAAUCGGAAAGAGACUGCUUGAAAUGCAACACAUUUGCUGAGCUGCAGGAGCGGCUGGACUGCAUUGACGGCAGCGAAGAGCCCAGUAAGUUCCCUUUUGAAGAGCUGCCUGCCCAGCUUGGGGCAGAACAGGCCAGCAGAUGCCCCCUGUUAAGCCAAGCAGCCGGGGCACACCCGCUUUCUGAGUCCGAUAAGGAAGAAGACAGGUCAGACGGCCAGCCGACUGACCGCGAAGGCACGGCCGCCCCGGCCGCCGAGGAGCAGCGGGAUUGCUCCCCAGUGCCCACUCCCGCCCGCUGCAGCAGCCCUGCCCCGGCCUCGCCCCGGAGUGUCCCAGGCAGCAGCAGCCAGCACAGCACCUGCCAGCUUGUGCAGAGCCCCAGCCUCCAGAGCAGCCGCGAGAGCCUGAACUCCUGCGGCUUCAUGGAAGGCAAGCCCAGGCCCAUGGGCUCCCCGCGCCUGGGCAUCGCCAGCCUGUCCAAGACCUCUGAGUACAAACCCCCCAGCUCCCCUUCACAGAGGUGCAAAGUCUACACCCAGAAGGGGGUCCUGCCGUCCUCCGCCCCGCUGCCACCCUUGAGCAAGGACUCCGGCAUGGUCUCCAGUGAGUCCUUGCUGCAGCCUGAGGUCCGUACCCCGCCGGUGGGAAUGAGCCCCCAGGUUCUGAAGAAAUCCAUGUCUGGAGGGAGAGAGGGCUUUGCGGAGACCCCUGCUGAGGACGGGCGCCAGGCAUCUUCUCCUCCAGACUCCAAGAAGGAGAUCCUGAGCACCACGAUGGUGACUGUGCAGCAGCCACUGGAGCUGAACGGCGAGGACGAGCUGGUGUUCACGCUGGUGGAGGAGCUGACCAUCAGCGGGGUCCUGGACAGCGGCCGCCCCACCAGCAUCAUCAGCUUCAACAGUGACUGCUCUGUGCAGGCCUUGGCCUCAGGCUCGCGUCCCGUCAGCAUCAUCAGCAGCAUCAGCGAGGACCUCGAGUGCUACUCCAGCAUAGCGCCCGUCUCCGAGGUGAGCAUCACACAGUUCCUGCCUCUCCCGAAGCUGAGCCUGGAGGAGAAGGCCCGGGAGGCGGGCAGCAGGCGCUCCUCCAUCAGCUCCUGGCUGAGCGAGAUGAGCGCGGGCAGUGACGGCGAGCAGUCGUGCCAUAGUUUCAUAGCCCAGACGUGUUUCGGGCACGGGGAGGCCAUGGCAGAGCCCCCAGCCUCCGAGUUUGUCAGCAGCAUCCAGAACACCGCCGUGGUGUGCAGAGAGAAGCCCAAGGCGGGCCCCGACAACCUGCUCAUCUUGUCGGAUGUGGCAGACGACACUUUCAACAAGGCCACUCCCAUCAAAGGCUGCAAAAUAUCGACCCUGGGCAAGGCCAUGGUCACCAUCUCCAACACAGCCAAUCUGAGCAGCUGCGAGGGCUACAUCCCCAUGAAGACCAACAUCACCGUGUACCCCUGCAUUGCCAUGAGCUCCCACAAUGUCCAGGAGACUGAGGCGUCCACCACCGCUCCCAGAACAGCCCCCAGAGCCACGCAGAACCAGGAGAGUCAGGAAGCUGGUACAAAGAAAGAGAUGAAAUUUGAGGACCCCUGGCUGAAGCGCGAAGAGGCAGUGAAAGAUGAAAAUGUGUGUCCCGGUGAAGAAGGGACUCAGUAUGACAGUGCCACGGGCCCCACAAAGCCUGAGGCCAGAGCAGAGCAGGAAGCAGAGAGGAGCCCCGGCCUAGGCGACAGGCUCAGCAGCAGCAGUGGGGAAGUGGCUGCCUCCCCGGGGACCGACAACUGCAGGAGGGUGGUGGAUGGCUGUGAGAUGACUCUGCCUGGCUUGGGGGCCCAGAGCCCCGUGCAUUGCAACAAAGGCCUGAAGUCUAGCAGCCUCCCGAGGGCCUUUCAGAAGGCCAGCCGGCACGAGGAGCCCGACAGCCUCGCCUACCGCUGUGUGGCUGACUCCAGCAGCUUCGGUGCCCAGCCGUCCAAGGCCACCCUGGAGAGGAAGGUGGCUUCACCCAAGCAUGGUGCCCUGGCGCGACCCAAAGGGACCCCACCGCUGCCCCCCGUCCGCAAGUCCAGCUUGGACCAGAAGAACCGGGCUAGCCCCCAGCACAGUGCCGGCACCGGUAGCCCCUCGAGCCAGCCAGCCACCUUCUUGGCCAGCUUCCCCGAAGAGCCAGGCAGCAAGACCAAGGAUGCUAGCAGCAGCAGCAAGCUCUUCAGUGCCAAGCUGGAGCAGCUGGCCAGCAGGACCAACUCACUCGGCAGGGCAACAGGCAGCCACUACGAGUGCCUGUCGCUGGAGAGAGCCGAGAGCCUGUCCUCCAUGAGUGCGCGGAUGCACGCAGGCAAGGACAGCACCAUGCCCCGCACGGGACGGAGUCUGGGCCGCAGUGUGGGGGCCUCGUCCCCCAGCUGUGGCACCACCCAGUCGGCGGGGGCCUCGCCCAAGAACAGCCAGUCCAAGAUCUCAGCUGUGAGCAAGCUGCUCCUGGCCAGCCCCAAGGCGCGCAGCCUGUCCACCUCCUCCACCAAGACCCUCAGCUUCUCCACCAAGUCUCUGCCGCAGUCGGUGGGCCAGAGCUCCAACCUGCCGCCCAGUGGGAAGCACAUGUCCUGGUCCACCCAGUCGCUCAGUAGGAACCGCAGCUCAGGCCUGGCGUGCAAGCUGCCACUGCGUGCAGUGAACGGGCGCAUCUCAGAGCUGCUGCAGGGCACCUCGGGUGCACGGGGCCUGCAGGCCGAGGAGCGCGGGGAGGACAGGCCAGCAGCCACCACGCACCUGCUGCCCUCACCCUACAGCAAGAUCACCCCGCCGAGGAGGCCACACCGCUGCAGCAGCGGCCAUGGCAGCGACAACAGCAGCGUGCUGAGCGGGGAGCUGCCGCCAGCCAUGGGCAAGACAGCCCUGUUCUACCACAGCGGUGGCAGCAGUGGCUACGAGAGCAUGAUGCGGGACAGCGAGGCCACGGGCAGCGCUUCCUCAGCACAGGACUCCAUGAGCGAGAACAGCAGCUCAGUGGGCGGGAGGUGCCGGAGCCUCAAAACCCCAAAGAAAAGAUCCAAUUCAGGUUCUCAGAGACGGAGGCUCAUCCCAGCAUUGUCCCUCGACACCUCCUCCCCUGUGAGAAAACCCACUGCAGGUACCGGGGUCCGCUGGGUGGACGGCCCCUUGCGCAGCACCCAGAGGGGCCUCGGGGAGCCUUUCGAGAUUAAAGUCUAUGAAAUCGAUGACGUGGAGCGCCUGCAUCGGCGACGAGGGGGCACCAGCAAGGAGGUUGUGUGCUUCAACGCAAAGCUGAAGAUUCUGGAACAUCGGCAGCAGAGAAUCGCCGAGGUCCGAGCCAAGUACGAGUGGCUGAUGAAGGAGCUGGAGGCGACCAAACAGUACCUCAUGCUGGACCCCAACAAAUGGCUCCGUGAAUUUGACUUGGAGCAGGUUUUGGAGCUGGAUUCCCUAGAGUACCUGGAGGCGCUGGAGUGUGUGACGGAGCGCCUGGAGAGCCGUGUCAACUUCUGCAAGGCGCAUCUCAUGAUGAUCACCUGCUUCGACAUCACCUCCAGGCGCCGAUAAGGAGAGGCGGGUCUCCCACCCGCUGGUCCCCUCCCGGGGACCUCAGAAAGAUGUCACCCUGACCCGGUCUGUGCUGACGGCACCCAAAGACGAUAGAAUGAGGAUGAAGGUUGGUGGCAAGUCUGCAGUGAGCGGUGAGCGGUGAGCGGAAGGCGGUUUUUCCUUUGCAUUCUGUAGGGAAGGUGCAAACACCGAACAUGUGGAAGGAGAAAGUGAUGGGAAGCCCAAGGGAUGUCGAAGCCCUGUGAGACUGAAAAGCACUUUGAGGAACUUUGAAGAACUUGUUUGUACAUAAGAACUGCUAGCAAAGAGACCUCGCUCUUGUCUUGCUUUGGUGAGAAAGGGGGAGGGUGGAUACAGCAUCCCUGCCAGUGGCAAAAACAAAACGAGGACAACGAGAUGACCCUACAUGACAGAUUAAGUGCCUUGCAAAUCUUUACGAUUAUCCAAACGUGUAUGUUCAUACUCACUGUGUACAGAUGGUGCUAGUCAAGAUGGAAAUAACAAAACCAACAAAAAAGAAAAUCCAACACAUUUUUGCAAUGUAUUUACCGCUCCUUUUUUCUUGGUGUUUUGUCCUAUUGCUGACUUGCUGUUUCUAAGCAAGUUGUGUUUGUAGAGAUAUUUCCUAAUCAGUAUUGCGUAUGAAUAAAUGUUACCUGUCUUUUAUGGUUAUUCUGGUAAGGCCACUCAAACAGAACCCAGAGACUUCAUCUGCAUCAGCCAGCGUGUUUCCAGCGAAGGUUUGGAACAGCGGGUGACGCUCAGUGCCACCUCUGAAGGGCAGCAGGACAGCGAGCAGCCUGGAUGCGGAUGGUGAAGCAGGCGCACACGAGCUUUAGUGUCCAGGAGAGGAGGCAGUCUGCAUCCUUAAGGGAAAGGUUGUCCUUUUUCAGCUGGGCCCCACCCUCUCCUUGGAGGUGGGCUGUUUGCUCCAGUCCUUUCCCCUCCCAUCCGGGGUCUGAUGGUUCUCAAAACACGUUUUUGUUCAUUUCUAUUCCAAAGACUCUGAACAGUAAGCCUGAACCAAUUCAGCACAGCCAUAUGUCUUUGUUUUUGAGUUUUGUGCAUUUAUUGAAGUGGCAUGGGGGCUCUUCAUUUAGAGAUUUCUUGGCUUGGACCUGCUCAGAGGCUCCAAUGGUAUUGGUUUAGAAUGAGGAGGAGGCCUGGGACUGCACAGCUUUUCUGUUGUCCAGAGUCCUGCUUGAAAGCAAGAAGUUCAGUUCUCCCUGGCCCAAAGCCUGUGUGCUACCCAGGGACAAAGCUGGUUCCUCCGGCCAUGGCUCUCAAAGGCAGAGGCUUGCCUCCCUAAAUCUCACAUCCCUGGGUGGGCAGAGCAGAAGUGAAUGAAUCGGAUGUCCAGGUCUUGGGUCCUCAUUCUCAAGUUACAGCAGUUCCCUCAGGAGAAUUCCAUCCUGUUAGGGAUAGAAACCUGAGGCCAGAGAGGUCAACAGCAUCAACUGAUAACAGCAAACAGCUGCAGAGCAUUGUGGGACAACCAGGAGUGCUCCUGUCCAUGGGACAGGGCCCUCUGCUGGAGCCCGUGCAGCCUUCCGGUGACACACUGUUCCAGGGCUCGCACAGAGCACUGCUAACCUCUGCCCUCAGAUGCACACACCUGCCAAGCCCAUUCCAGGCUAGGCCUCUCCCAACCUGCUCCCCCAGGAAGAAGAAUCUUUGCACAUCUUGGUUGUACCUCUAGACACAUGUAGCCCAACACAGCUGACCAAACAGCCAGCGGGGCUCAGCUAGACUCAGUCAGUGGGAACAGAAGGUUUGUGAGUGGCACAGUACUGGUCCUGCUGGCUUGCCUUGGAGGUCAGCCCCAUGUGCUGGAAGCCAGCUCUAUGGAUCAUAGUCUGGCUUUUCACAGUCUAUAAAGUUCUGCUCCUACACUAAGGUGGCUAUGUAAGAGAUGCUCAAAUUGCUCUCAUGUGAACUAAAAUAUGGUCAAAAGCUACUCUGGAAUGGAUCAUGUCCCCCACUCCCCAUACUGCAAGUUUAACAAGUAUGUUGUCUUGGGCAACUCCCCUCAACCCUGAGGAGCAGUCCUGUGACUCUGAGCCACCUCUGGCCUUCUAGUAUGUGCAUGAAGGGGUUUGCUUAACAGCAAUAUUCUGGAAAUGCCAACCCUUCAAAUUUGAGUAUACCGUUUGGCCUCCCUUUUGGAGGGUUUGGACUAAACUACUUGAUUAAAAGCCUUAUUUGGGGGAAUUUCAAAGGUGAGUAUGCCUUGUUUUUUGUUGGAAAUAAAUUCACUUGAUUAGUAUAUUACCUGUGAGCUUGGCCUUUGCCCCUGCCACCUUCUCCCUCAGCCCUGAGGUCAUCAUGCUGCAGUGACUUCCUUAGCAGGCCACUGGAGUGAGACCAAGUGGAUACAUCUACAGAAAUCAGAAACCUCAGACAGUGAAAGCUCUCCUGGGGCAGUGGCUGUCAGCUUGCUUCCUGCCUACAUCUGCUUGAAUACAUUUGUGGCAACUUUAUGAUACAACAAAAGUUUGAAUGACAUGAAGAAUUGCCUAAGUCAGAUUGGCUUCCCAAGAGGCCAACCACAGAAGGUCCCGCAGAAUCCUGCAGGCCUUGGUGUGCAGUUGUGUAUGGGUGUUGUCACACUUUCCCUUUUCUUUCUUUUCCUUUUUUUUUUUCAAACCUAAGUUAUCUGCAAACAUCUUAAUUUAACAAAUAUUGAUAAACCAUGCAUGUGAAGAAACCAAGCAUUUUAUGACAUUAUGCACUUGUUCCUGGCACUGUCAAGGGACUAUACAAACGAUGGUCUUUAAACACAAAGACACAGGUGCAGCCAGCUAUUCUGAAGCUGCCCCAGGAAGUGAAGAAUGCCUCCUCAUGUCCAGAUGUGUGAAGGCUCCAGGUCUCCUGUUGGUUUUGGUGACAGAUAACCCACAAAGGCAAAGGGAACUUCCAAGAACUCAUUUCUAGUCCAUUAUCCGCAAAUGAAAAGACCAUUAAGGUAUUUCUUUGAAACUAACAUUCAGAUGAGUGGGCCUUACUUAAUUCCUUGUCUGAAACCUGCCCCCUGCCCCUGCCCCUGCCCCUGCUCCAGCUAGUUAGUAUGAGGCAGAAGCUUUGGCAGCACAGCAAAACUAAGAUCCAGGAAAGGGGAAUGAGAGACUGUUUCCCCAGGAGUAACCCAUACUACAUUUCAUAAUGGUGUCUCAUGCUGCGAGGGGGCGAUAGUUUGCUUUAUCCCAGGCUUUCAAUCCACGCUUGAGAGCCGGAACCUUUGAUCUCCUUGUCCUUGAAUUCCCCUGGAAAUCAGGGAAGCUGUCUCUCACUUUCAUCUCUUCCUACUUGAAAUCAGCGACCCUGCCUGUUGUUUUAUCUCCAAUUGCUACUCUGAACAUAGAGACCAUGAGAUCCAAGUGCAGAGGUGGAUUCCGUGGUGAUGGAGGUAGGACUCAAACAAGGACCCUGGGCAGGAAAGUGUCCCUGACAGUAGAUACAGGGACUUAAAAAGAAAACAAAAAAAAGCAAAAAGCAAAACCAUACAGCCCAGUGCAGGGAAUUUGGUGGCAGGAAUUUGGCUGAGUGUGUCAUACAUUAGCCUGCAGCUUGGAGUCUGCUGUGCAGUAGGGUGGCAGUGACUUGAUGGAAGCCACAUCUGCUGUCCAGAGUGGUGAUUCAAAAAAUCCUGUGCUUGCUGCAAGGAUUUCCGUUCAGUGUUAUAGAAGGAAAGCACCCGUGCCCACUUGGGUGUGUAUCUCAUGUCCUUAUAAAGCAGCCACAUUUGGGGGCUUCAAAUACUAAUACACACAUCAUUCUGGUGAAUCUACACACCUUCGUCACAGGCAUUUCUAUUCACAGCCCUCUGUCCUUGACUCGGGCCAGAAGGCCAGGCUGGCAGAAGCCCACAGUCCAUUGAGCGCACACACUGUUGCCAGUGCUGUUGGCCAGUGUUGAUUCGUCAUCGAACCUUCCAAAAUAAUGAUGCAUUGAAUGUUUUUAGGUUCUUUGUUCCAUUAGGGAUAUUAGGGUACAAAAUUUUUUCAGAUGAGUUUUUUUCAAAAUUGGAAACAGAGGAUUCCAUGAAUUUAGUCAUUCUUUCCUGUCCGAAAAUUAUUAGCCCAUUGUGGGUAUGUGCAAAAGUAUUUACUCACUUUUGAAGGCAGUAUCUCUAAACCCUGAAACCAGGCCAGUCAAAAACACGUCGGAAGUCCUGAGGUUACUGGUGGGUACUGAUGAAACCAUCCACUGCUGUUGUCCCUGGGGCCUCUCUGCCGCCACCUGGGCUGUGUAACCCAGCUUUGCACGUGUGAGGGACAUCGGUGCAGGGACAAAAGCCCAGUGGAACCCACUGUUCUCCAUGCCAAGUGAGACGAAGCUGGGCACUCAGUUUCACUGAUGCUGCCAGGAAAUGGGUCUAAAAUAUUUUUUUGCCAGGUGGUAGAAAUAUACUAUUCCUCUGGAUUAUAGUAUCUCUUUCGCCUCCUCUGGAAGGUAUCUGUCACCAUGUGUGGGUAAAAAUUCAUAAAGCAUCACUUUUCAGUCUUCCUGACAAAGUAAUAUGCUUCUCAGUUACAAAUUGUUCAUUAUUUCCACAAUAAUAAAAGCAGAAUUCCAACCCAGGUCAAGCUAUUAAACUGUAAGCUUAUAGCUUCAGAAAAAGUUUGAACAUUCCUAUGAGCUAAUUUAGUCAUCCCUAAACAAACACAUUGUGCUUUUGAGUGGCCUUCCUCGGAACUGGAUCUGAAGCUGUGUCAAGACUUCACUGCAUCUAAUUAACAGUCCACCAGGCAGCCAGUCCCAGUGUCCACGUGUGUAGAGGGCCAGUCGGUACCGGGCGCAGACAGGAUUUUACGAGCCCCAUCCCUUUGUUUCCCACAUUAUUCUGUUCAGUUUAUAAAGCUAUCAUUUAUUUGCAAACCACGAUGUUGCUUUAUUGAUCACACUGCCUGUGUUUUACAGCAGUGGUGGUUCACUAACCACAGUGCACUGUUUGUAUCAUUGAAAGCUCUAAAAGGUUCACCAGCACUGUUUUCGAGUUUAUUUACACUUCAUGGCUGAUGGUUGGAAAUGUUCUCCACAUGCUAUGCAUUUAAGUGUGAGCUUGGUAGAUCUGUCCGUGGCUAUGUUUCUUCUGUUUUUGUCACUCUAUCAAAGUCUGUUAGCACAGACAUAGGCUAAGGGGAGGGGAGAAUAAAUAAAUCAGGAGAACAGGGAUUAGGGUCCAAUUCUCAAAGUACAAAGCUUAGUGCAAAAUCUCAGCUGUUUCUAUAGUAAGUAGCCAAAGGGGAAAAGAUCUUUCCCUUUGAAUUUGAUGAUAAUGAGCUUGGAAAUCAGCCUCCACAGGCCUGGGUGGAAGAGGAUCCAGCCUCUUCCUACUGGUUCAACACUAAAUUCUUGAGAAAAGUGCUACAGCAUUACUACAUUCCUACAUUUCUGCAAGAUCUGACACCACUCCAUGCUACUGAAGGGGGCUGGGCAGGUGGCUGGAGGUCCUUACCUUGGAUAUAUAGCAUAACUGGGUUUUUUUCUGGAGAAACCAAAGCACUUUAGUGAGUCUUACAGCCAGUAAAACUGUAGUACUUAGGGCAUCCUGUCCCCUCAGCAGAUCUCUGACAGGCAGAGAGGGCUUGGGGCCAGGAGAUUCAUUUGAGAGAUGGCUAAGACUGAGAGGAAAACCCUUGGGCUAGGAGUGGGGAACCCAGGUGCUAAACCUGGCUCCUGCUCCAUCAUUAGCUGUGCAACCUUGGACAAGUGGCUUCAUUUUGCUGGGCCUCAGGCUCCAUGGGGGAAGGUUGGAGCCAUAAAGCUGCCUUUCUGGGAUAGUGUCAAGAGAAAAAGAUGGUGGAACCGACAUGCUUCAAAAAAUGAAAGCCCUCUACAGGAGCUGGGAGAGCCAUCUAUAGAUGAAGAAACUAACAUCAACAGUCAUCGAUUGGCCCAAAUUCAUGGGGCAGUUUUAUAGCAGAACUGGGCUUGAGUCCAGCAUACCGGGCUCUUCUCAUUAGUAAGAUGGCAUUGUACCACGUGUAUGUGUACAUGAGCGCACACAUCACUCCUCUGUACCAAUGUGUGUGUACAUAUGGGAUGUGUGUGUACAGAAGGUGCAUGACACGGAAGAACAUGGGACAGAAAACCUGAGUUCUAAUUCCAGUUUCUACACUAGACCUGUGUAGGGCCUGGGAUAAAUUACCAGCUUCUCUGAACUCAGUUUUCUAAUCUGUAAAAUGAGGACAUUGUGCUAAAGGACUUUUGCGGUCCCUUCCAGCUCUGGCUCUGUGGUUUCAUGAUUAGUAAUGUAUGUAUGUAUAUAUAAAUAUGCUCAUCUGUAGAAAUGGGCCCAUGUGAAAACUGGAGACAAAGCCUGCCCAAGUGCAUUUAUUGUGUUGGAAACAGUGAAUUCACAAACAAGUUCAUAAAAUCUUGUGUUGUUUUCUUUAAAAACUCAAUGGUAGUAUUGAUAUCAUUGUUUUAAGUUCACUGUUUAACUGGAGAGAAGAUUGGUGCUGUUUUUAAAAUUAAAUUCUUAGCUUACAAGUGUUUGCUGUUAAAUUAAAAAAAAAUGAAGUACAUUUGUCAUGGUCAGAAAUUCAACUAUUCCAUUCUUGGGCAGAUUCCAGCAGCCUAUCUGCAGGCUGGCUUUUGUGUAUGGGCCUUUACAUAGCUAUGUAAAAGUAAGCUGUUGGCUUGAUCAUGAUAAAUAUGAGCAGGCUACCUGGAGAAAAGUCUAGAAAAGAGAGUUAUAUAGUUCUCACAAACCGGUGACAUGAAUUCAUUAAGCUGUGUCCCAUUUCCCAUGUGAAGACAUUGUUUGCUGGCUACGAUCUCUGACUUUGUGACAUAUGAGGUGUAAAAUGUUGUCAAAAAACAAAAAAAGAAUCUGGUGUUUUAAAGAAUCAAACUAUGGUGGCAUUAAAUGUUCACUUUUAUUCUA
Messenger RNA from Heterocephalus glaber (naked mole-rat), 13848 nucleotides. RefSeq names its product kinesin family member 26B (gene Kif26b). Lineage: Eukaryota; Metazoa; Chordata; Mammalia; Rodentia; Bathyergidae. The record is from RefSeq and is a predicted model, not a curated record. Gene Ontology annotation, biological process: microtubule-based movement. Gene Ontology annotation, molecular function: ATP binding; microtubule motor activity; microtubule binding.